GCAACAACAUGAAGUAUUUGGUUGUUUUGUCGUUGGCGGUAGCUUACUGCGCAUGCGUGCCAGUAACUUUAUCGAAACACGUUCUAGUAGACGUCCAAUCCGACCGACCGCAAUUCUAUCAGACACCUAGCUACUGGAACCAACAACAAUACCAACCCGAUUACCAAAAUAAUUGGUACGAAAGGUACUUCCGAAAAUAUAUGCCUUGGCAACAACAUCAAGAAGAUUUCUGGAAUCAAAACAGUAUCUCGAACGAAUGGACUCAACUUUCGUCCAACUUUAAAAGAUACACCGAAUUUUCUGACGAAGAACUUUUACGUAAAAUGUUUGUUAAAUAUUUCCCGGAAUAUUCUUACGGCGAAACAUUAAACUACGAAAAAGUUUUACCCUAUUUCCAACAAUAUUUUCAACGUUACCCGCAAAAGCAAUCGGAUAUGCGGACGACGUGGUCUUUCGAACAAGUUAUGUAUCACAUUUUCCAAGAUUUGUACGAGAAUUACGAACAAGUCCCGUACAAUCGCGAACAAAUCAUGAACCAUAUCAUGAAAUACGGGAAUUACUUCGCUAACAGCCCCCUAUCUCAAGAAGAUUUGGUACAAUGGACCGAAUUCGUCUACCGUUUACAAUUCCACGUGUUGCCUUAUUUGAAACAAGUCGAAUCCGGAUCUGCGAUGAACAAUUACGAACAACGAUUCGAUCAAACAAACCCGUGGACGCGUUUCUUCAACUACCUCGACCAAGGCAAAAAAGGAACAGAAGUACCGUACGAAACUAGCUACUAUCAAAAAUGGGAACAGCCUUUAGAAUGGACCGAAAGGAAAGGACAAGAAUGGAGUUUUCCUUGGAACAAAUACGAAAAGCAACAAUUCGAUUUAACCGAUCAAUGGUACGUUCAAAAACAGGUGCCACAAGUAUGGCGUUGGGACCAAGAGGAAUACUACCCUCAAACGUGGUGGUAUGGCAAACAACAAGAACCCCAAGUUUGGUCGUGGAAACAACGUUGGACUCCAUUCUAUGGACAACAAUGAAAUAUUCCUCACUAUGAUGUAAUUCACGUUGCCAGAUAUAUGUUAUUGUUAUGUUUUUACGAAUAAAUAGCAUUUUGUUAUAAA
Messenger RNA from Diorhabda carinulata, 1112 nucleotides. RefSeq lists its product as uncharacterized. Lineage: Eukaryota; Metazoa; Arthropoda; Insecta; Coleoptera; Chrysomelidae. The record is from RefSeq and is a predicted model, not a curated record. The coding region runs from base 9 to 1028 and encodes 339 amino acids. The transcript has 2 exons.